CUUUAGCGGUGCGUCCAACCUCAAUAAAGUUGAUGCAUCAUAGGCAUGGACUUGCUCUGAAAAAGGUGGACUGGCUAAUUGACCAUGGCGCUCACAGGUAGGGGCUUAGGCCGGUUUCAUUUGAUUUUACUGAUGUUAUGGACUCUAUCGCAAUACUCAGCAUCCAGCCAAGUCCGUCAAGAGUUUCAGGUCCUGGAGGAGCAGCCCAUCGGCACCUACGUGGGGACGAUAGAGACCAAGCCCAGUUUCACUUACCGCUUCAGCGAGAACCACAAACUUUUUGCAAUUAACGGCACCACGGGAGUCAUUUACACCUCGUCGGUGAUUGACAGAGAGGUUUUACAAAGUGAUGUCAUCAACGUGGUGGUGCUCUCCAGCCAGCCCACCUAUCCCACCGAGGUGAGGAUUGUGGUUUUGGAUAUAAAUGAUAAUUCCCCUGUGUUUCCAGACACGUCGAUCGUGGUGUCCUUUAAAGAGGACGCCAGUAGCGGCAGACAAGUGAUUCUGGACACUGCAACAGAUUCAGACAUAGGAAGUAACGGAGUUGAUCACACCACCUACAGAAUAGUGAACGGCAACGAGCAGAGGAAAUUCCGCUUGGAUAUUACAGUCAAUCCUAGUGGAGAGGGGGCAUUCUUGCACCUUGUUUCAACUGGAGGCUUGGACAGGGAAGUGACUCCCUUUUACCAGCUCCUGAUUGAGGUAGAGGACAAAGGCGACCCGAAAAAGUUUGGCUACCUGCAAGUAAAUGUCACUAUUCAAGACAUAAAUGACAACCCGCCUGUUUUUGAUCAAGACCAGUAUCAGACAAGUGUUUUUGAGGAUGCAGCCGUGGGCUCUAGUGUGUUACAAAUUACAGCAUCAGAUCAAGAUGAGGGAGCCAAUGCAGAUAUAAGGUACUUUCUAGAUGAGGGAACACCUUUCCAAAUUGACCCUAAAGCAGGUACUAUUAUUAUAAAAGAGGGUUUGGAUUAUGAGAGCAAGAAAGAGUACUCCUUGACUAUUCAUGCAGUGGAUAAUGGGGUUCCCUCUCUGUCAGGCAGGACAGAGGCCACAAUCAAACUUUUGGAUGUGAAUGAUAAUGACCCCGUUGUGAAAUUCCGCUAUUUUCCCACGACAUCUAAAUUUGCCUCCGUUGAUGAAAAUGCCCAGAUUGGCACGGUUGUGGCUUUGCUCACCGUCUCUGAUGCAGACUCCCCCACAGCUAAUGGCAACAUAUCUGUCUCGAUCUUAGGAGGCAACGAGCAGAGACACUUUGAAGUGCACACAUCUCCUGUCCCUAAUUUAAGUCUGAUCAAAGUGGCCAGUGUUUUAGACAGAGAGCGAAUUUCCUCAUACAACCUGACUGUGUCUGUGUCGGACAAUGGCAAGCCUAUGGCCAGGUCCUCCUUUGCCAGCCUGGUUAUUUUUGUGAAUGAUAUCAAUGAUCACCCGCCCAUAUUCCAGGAAGCACUGUAUAGAGUAGAUAUCAGUGAAGACAUACCAAAAGGCAGCUACAUUAAAGGGGUCUCUGCAACAGAUGGCGACUCUGGGCAGAAUGCCAACCUGCGCUACUCCCUGGUGUCUGGAAACGCUUUGGGCUGGUUCUCCAUCAGUGAAAACAGUGGUCUGGUUACCAGCGCCGCUUUGCUGGAUAGGGAAAUAGCAUCUGAAAUUGUGCUCAAUAUUAGUGCCAAAGACCAGGGGCUACAGCCCAAAAUCUCUUACACUAAAUUGAUAGUCAACAUCACUGAUGUGAAUGACCAAGUGCCCACAUUUACACAGAGCACGUAUCACAUUUCCCUCGUGGAGCACAGCCCUGCCGGCAGUGAGCUGGUUGUGCUGUCUGCCUCAGAUGAUGACCUUGGGGCCAAUGGAACUAUCCGGUUCUCAUUUGAUGCGGAGACUCCAGCCAGCGUCCAGGAGCUGUUUCGCCUGGAUGCCGUGUCAGGUCGAUUAAGCACAGCCGCAGAGCUAGACAGGGAGGACCAGGCCUCCUACUUACUGUACAUCAAGGCAGCAGACUCAGGCAGCCCCCCUCUGCACUCUGUUGGAAAAGUCAACAUUACCCUGAGGGAUAUCAAUGACAAUAGGCCAGUUUUCUACCCGGUGCAGUACUUUGCCAAUGUGAAAGAGAAUGAGCCGUCGGGCUCUUAUGUAACCACUGUGUCAGCCACAGAUCCUGAUUUGGGUCGGAAUGGUACAGUCAAAUAUAUAAUUACUGCUGGAGACACGUCCAAAUUCCACAUUAAUAGCAACACAGGGAAAAUUACCACAGUCGUGCCCCUGGAUAGAGAGGAGAAGACUGCCUACCAGCUGCAGGUGACAGCGGCAGAUGGCAGUGGCCUCCGGUCACACACUCAGGCCAUUGUGACUGUAACUGUCAUAGAUACACAGGAUAACCCGCCUACCUUUAGCCAGAAAGUCUACAGUUUUGUCAUGUUUGAAAAUGUUGGCAUCGGGACAGUUAUAGGGACUGUAUCUGCCACAACUGUUGAUUUGAACACAAACAUUACAUAUUUAAUCACCUCGGGGGACCAGAUGGGAGUUUUUGCUGUAAAUAACGCAGGCCAGAUUACAGCGUCCAGUCAAAUAGAUAGAGAGGAGGAGAGUUUUUAUCAGCUAAAGCUUGUAGCAAGGGGUGGGGAGGUCACAGGUGAGGCGCUUGUUAACAUCACUGUGAAGGACUUAAAUGAUAACGCCCCUCAUUUUAUCCAUGCUGUGGAGCAUGUCAGUGCAGUGGAAAACUGGAGCACAGGGCACGUCAUAUUCCAGGCCAAAGCUUCGGACCCUGAUGAGGGCACUAAUGGCAUGGUGGUCUACAGCCUCAAACAAAACCCCAAAGGUCUUUUCCACAUUCAUGAGAAGCAUGGCCUCAUCACUUUGACUGGGCCACUGGAGGUCACCACCAGCUCCUAUCAGGUGGAGGUCAUAGCCUCAGAUAUGGGGGUGCCCCAGCGCACCUCCAGCCUCAUUCUCACAGUCAGCGUGUAUGACGUCAACGACAACUCCCCCGUGUUUGACCAGCUUUCAUAUGAGGUCAUCAUCCUGGAGUCUGAGCCUGUCAACAGCCGCUUUUUCAAAGUGGAGGCCACCGACAAAGACUCUGGCCUGAACGGAGAGAUUAUGUACAACAUUGUUGGUGGCAACACAGGUGACGUGUUUGGGAUUUUUCCAGACGGGCAACUGUACAUCAAAUCAGAGCUGGACAGAGAGAUACAGGACAGAUAUAACUUAGUGGUUGUGGCCACAGACAGGGCAGUGGAGCCCCUAAGUGCCAGCGUCAAUGUCAGUGUAAUUCUAGAUGACGUAAACGACAACCGUCCCCUUUUUAACAGCACCAAUUAUGUGUUCCACUUUGAGGAAGAGCAGAAGAGAGGGUCACUAGUUGGGCGGGUUUUCGCAGAGGAUAAGGACUUUGGCCCAAACAGUGAGGUCAGAUAUACAUUUGAGACUCCACAGCCCAACUUUGAGUUGAACGCCAUCACAGGGGAGUUGACCAGCACUCUGCAGUUGGACCGCGAGUCACUCAUGAGACAAAGAGGCGCCGCUGUGUUCAGCUUCAUGGUCGUCUCAUCAGACCAGGGUCUCCCCAAACCCCUCAGAGACCAGGCGAAAGUGCAAGUUUACAUUCAAGACAUCAAUGACAACCCACCCAAAUUCACCAAAGACAUUUACCAGGCCUCCAUCUCAGAGUCAGCCCAGAACAUGACACAGCUGCUGCGGGUCUCUGCCUCCGAUGUGGAUGAGAACAAAAAUGGACUGGUCCGCUACCACAUAACUGAAGGCAAUGAGGAGGGUCAGUUUACCAUUGACAGCAGCUCGGGACAGGUCACUCUAGUUGGAAAGCUGGACUAUGAAUCCACAUCCUCCUAUUCACUGAAAAUCAUAGCUGUUGAUGCUGGAACAGUGCCCCUAUCCUCCUCUUGCAUGCUUAGCAUUAGCAUUCUGGAUGAGAAUGACAACUCCCCCUCCUUCCCCAAGUCGUCACUGUCUGUGGAUGUUCUGGAGAACAUGAGGAUAGGGGAGUUAGUGGCCUCUGUGACCGCCACUGACGCAGAUUCUGGUCAGAAUGCCGACAUAACUUACAGCAUCACGGCCACAAACAACCACGGCACUUUCAGCAUCAGCCCCAACACUGGCAGCAUCUUUUUAGUUAAAAAACUGGACUUUGAAACGCAGUCAUUUUACAAACUCAACAUCACUGCAAAAGACAACGGUAGACCACCCCGCUCCUCAUCCAUUCCUGUGGUAAUACAUGUCAGAGAUUUUAAUGACAACCCUCCCAUAUUUACCCCGGGUGACAUCUUCAAAUCGAUCCCCGAAAAUAUUCCCAUCUCAGCCUCAGUCAUGACAAUUACAGCUCAUGACACAGAUGCAGACAUAAACGGCCAGCUGGAAUACUCCAUUGUUCAGCAGAUUCCCAGAGGAGGUCAUUUCAGCAUUGACCCGAGCACUGGGCUCAUAUACACAAACAAGGAGAUAGACAGGGAGUUUUCCAAUCUGUUCGAACUGACAAUCAAAGCCACCGACCAGGCCGUCCCUGUUGAAUUCCGGCGCUUUGCCCUGAAGAAUGUCACAAUAUGGGUGACGGACCAGAAUGAUAAUGUCCCCACUUUUAUAUCCCAGAAUGCUCUCGUGGCUGAGCCCAACAUAGUCAUCGGCUCCAUCCUUACAACGGUGGUGGCCUUUGACCCUGAUGAGGGCGCUAACGGGGAAGUGGAGUACGAGCUGGUGAAAGGGGACUCUGACACGUUCAUCAUGGACCGCUACAGCGGGGAUAUUCGUUUGGCGUCCCAGCUCGUACCGUCCAGGCUCAUUUACACCCUCACAGUGUCGGCCACUGACCACGGCACCGACCGCAAGGCCUCCAGGACCGAGCUGACCAUCAUCCUCCAAGGGGUAGAUGGGCCUGUUUUCUCCCAGCCCAAAUACAUCACCAUCCUGAAAGAGGGCCAGCCUCCGGGCACCAAUGUCAUCUCACUGGAUGCUUCAAGCCCGAGGGGCUCGGGGACCAAAGUGGAGUUUUUCAUUGUGGCGGUGCGCAGCGGCGGCAAAGCGGUGGGACGUCUGUUCACCAUUGGCCGCCACUCCGGAGUGAUACAGACAGCCGCCGAGUUGGACCGAGAGCAGGGCUCCGACCUGUACCUGGUGGACGUGUACGCCAUCGAGACGGACGCCACCCAGCCCAGGACGCAGCGUGCCGAGGUGGAGAUCACCCUGCAGGACGUCAACGACAACCCACCUGUUUUCCCCAAUGAUAUCCUGGACGUGACCAUCGAGGAGAACAUCGGAGAUGGCUUCAAGAUAAUGCAGCUAACAGCCACGGACGCAGACGAGGGUCCCAAUGCUCUUGUGACGUACACCAUCAUCAGUGGGGCGGACGACAGUUUCCGGAUUGACCCUGAAUCCGGUGAUCUGAUCGCCACCAAGAAGCUGGACCGGGAGCGCCGUUCCAAAUAUUCCCUGCUGGUGCGCGCCGACGACGGAAAGCAGUCGUCCGACAUGAGGCUGAACAUCACCGUGAGCGACGUCAACGACCACACGCCCAAGUUCUCACGAGGAACGUACUCCUUUGACAUCCCCGAAGACACGGCACCAGGCUCCAUCGUGGCGGCAAUCCUGGCCAGCGAUUCAGACUCGGGGGCCAACGGAGAAAUCACCUACUCCCUGGAGGAGGACGAUGAGGACGAGACGUUCCUCCUCAACCCGGUAACGGGGGUUUUCAACGUGACCAGAGCGCUGGACUACGAGACUCAGCAGUACUAUAUUCUGACGGCCAAAGCCCAGGACGGCGGAGGGCAGGCCAGCACGGUCAGGGUGUACUUCAACGUGUUGGACAUGAACGACAACCCGCCCGUCUUCAACAGCACCGCGUACAGCACCUCCAUCUCCGAGAGUCUGCCGCCGGGCUCCAGCAUCAUCGCUGUCGGGGCCAGUGAUGCUGAUGAUGGUCCAAACGCCCAGCUCCUCUACAGCAUUGCGUCCGGUGAUCCCCAGGGCCACUUUGACAUCACCAAGGAAGGCGUCCUGCAGACCAAGAAGGCCUUGGACAGAGAAACGCAGUCCUUCUACAACCUGGUGGUCACAGUCCACGACCUGGCUCCGCCUCCCAUGACCCGCUUCACCAGCACCGCCCAGGUGUCAAUCAUUCUCCUGGACGUCAAUGACUGCCCGCCGUCUUUCACCUCCCAGAAGAUGACCUACAUCCAGGAGAACACGCCGGUGGACACGGUCGUGUUCACGGCCCAGGCUUCGGACGCCGACAGCGGGCCCAACAGCUACGUCGAGUACUCGCUCAGGGGACCCUUUGGCAAUAAGUUCAGCAUCGGCACAAUCGACGGAGAUGUCAAGCUGGUUGGGGAGCUUGACCGAGAGGAGCUUUCAAACUACACCCUGACAGUUGUGGCCACAGAUAAAGGCGAGCCUCCUCUGUCCUCGACGAUGGACGUAACCAUGAUCGUUCUGGACGUCAACGACAACACGCCCAGCUUCUCGCAGAAUAUCUACGACAUCGAGAUCGAGGAGAACACCUUGACGGGCACAGACGUCAUCCAGGUGUUUGCCAGUGAUGCCGACGAAGGCACUAACGGGCAGAUCCGAUUCUCUAUUGCAGGGGGCAACACCAAUUCCGAUUUCAGGAUUGAUUCGGUCACAGGGGUCAUUUCUGUGGCCAAGCAGUUGGACCGUGAGACGCGGUCUUCCUAUUCAUUGGUGGUCCAAGCUGCCGACCGUGGCAGCAGCCCCAGGGUCGACUCUGCAACCGUCAACAUUGUGCUGUUGGACAUCAACGACUGCCCACCCGUGUUCGAGCUCUCCCCUUACACCGUGAACGUUCAGGAGAAUCUCGAGAACCUACCGAAAAACAUUCUGCAGGUCGUUGCCAGAGACGACGACCAGGGUGCCAACGGUCAGCUGAGCUACAUGCUGAGCGGGGGCAACAACGAGGGGGCGUUCAGCCUGUCGUCCAGCGGGCAGCUCAGCCUGAUGCAGACGCUGGACCGCGAGGUGCAGGACAAAUUCAUCCUGCUGAUCACAGCCACCGACUCAGGGUCUCCAUCUCUGAGCGGGACGGGGACGGUGACGGUCCUGGUGGACGACGUGAACGACAACGUCCCGGUUUUCACCUCCUCCUCCUUCCACACCACCAUCACGGAGGACGCGCCGACCGGCACCGACGUGCUGCUGGUCAACAGCUCGGACGCAGACGUGGGAGUCAACGGCGUCAUAAGCUACAGCUUGACCGGAGGACAUGGCCAGUUCUCUAUCAACCCAGCGACAGGCCAGAUUAUCACCAGCUCCCUGCUGGACCGGGAGGACAGGGCCAAUUACCAGCUGCUGGUUGUGGCAACAGAUGGAGGGCAGCCCCAGGGCUUGUCCAGCUCUGCCACCGUGUCCGUGACGGUGGCCGACAUCAACGACAACCCACCGCGCUUCCACCAUCAUCCCUACGUCACCCACAUCCCUGCGUCCACCUCAGCAGGCUCCUUGGUCUUUGCUGUUACUGUGACUGAUGAGGACUCGGGUUCCAACGCUCAGCUACACUACUCCCUAAUGGGACGCAACUCGGAGAAGUUCAAGAUCGACCCUGUCAGAGGUGCCAUUACUGCCAAUGAGAGGCUGACAGGAAGCUCAGAGGUCACCCUCACUGUUCGAGUGAAAGACGGCGGAGCCAAUCCCAAAACGGAUACAACCACUGUGACUGUGCGCUUCGUUACCGGAGGAGAUUUCCCUCUUAUCAAACUCAGGGAGCGUACAUUCACGUUCCCCGAGAGCCAGCCCACAAACACUAUUGUUACCACGGUAACUGGAUCUUCAACGAGAGGUGGGCCGCUGUCAUACUAUAUUGCCAGUGGCAACCUGGAUAAUGCCUUUCAUAUUGACCAGCUGACUGGCGAGCUUUCCAUCAAACAUCCCCUGGAUUAUGAAUACAUUCAGAAGUAUGUGCUCUGGAUUGAGGCCAGGGACCAGGGUUUCCCGCCGUAUUCUUCUUAUGAGAAAGUGGAAAUAACCGUGCUGGAUGUAAACGACAAUCACCCUGUGUUUGACAAGGAGCCGUUCCACGCUGAAAUACUGGAGAACCUGUCUCCUCAGUGGGUGCUGAUGGUUUCUGCCGUCGAUCAGGACAGUGGACCUAAUGGACUGCUGGAAUACGCCAUCAUUGAUGGCAACAAAGAGAACAGUUUUAGUGUCAAUCGGGCCACCGGAGAAAUCCGAACCACCCGGCCGCUGGACCGGGAGAAAGUGGCUCAGUACACACUGAAAGUCAAAGCUACUGACCGGGGCUCGCCACCCAAAAGCACAGCUGUUAAAGUCCUAAUCAACGUACUGGACGUGAAUGACAACGCCCCGAGGUUUUCCAAGAUCUUUAGUGCUUCUGUGCCUGAGAAUGCUCCUGUGGGUUACACUGUCACUAGAGUCACCACUACAGAUGAGGACGCUGGUGCUAAUGCUGUUAGCCGAUAUUCAAUCACAGAUACUAGUCUUCCAUUCAAUAUCAAUCCAAACACAGGAGACAUAACAAUCAGCAGACCUCUAAAUAGAGAAGACACUGACCAUUACAUUGCUAAGGUGUCCGCCCAUGAUUCUGGUUGGACAGUAAGCACAGAUGUCACAAUAUUCAUAACAGAUAUUAACGAUAACGCCCCCAGGUUUAGUCGGCCAUCUUAUUAUCUGGACUACCCUGAACUCACAGAGUUGGGCUCCCUGGUCACUCAGGUGUCUGCCACAGAUCCAGAUGAGGGCUUUAAUGGCAAAAUAUUCUAUUUUAUUCGGUCCCAGUCAGAGUAUUUCCGAAUCAACUCAAGUUCUGGAGAGAUAUUUGUGAAGCAGCAGUUAAAAUAUCAGAACUCAACAGGCGCCAGUAGCAUCAACAUCAAUCGCCACAGCUUUAUUGUCACAGCCUCAGACAGGGGAAUUAAGCCGCUGAUGAGUGAGACUACUGUAAUUGUAAACAUUGUGGACAGUAAUGAUAAUCCUCCCAAAUUUGAUUCACCGAGCUACUUCACUCCUGUCACGAAAAGCGUCAAAGUUGGCACCAAACUUAUCAGAGUGGUAGCCCAUGACAAGAAAGAUUUUGGCCUGAACUCUGAGGUUGAGUACCUAAUAUCUGGGGGAAACAGCUCUAACAAAUUCAAACUGGAUAAACAGAGUGGGUGGGUUACUGUUGCCUCCUCUCUGACGUCCGAUAUGAAUAAAGUGUUCCUCAUUGACAUCACAGCCAGGGACAAAGGGAAUCCUCCUUUGUCAGCGAGAACCUCAGUGCGAGUGGCGGUGACAGAAGAAAACCACCACACACCUGAGUUCUCCCAAAGCCAAAUCACAGCUACAGUGCCUGAAAGCCUCGCAGUGGGAACAGCAAUAAGGACUCUGUCUGCGAGAGACAAGGAUAAAGAAAUGAAUGGACUUAUCACAUACAAUAUAACUUCAGGCAAUGAUAAGGGUCUGUUUGUGGUAAAUAGUAAAACUGGUGUAUUAUCCUUAGCUCAUCCUCUGGACUUUGAAGAGAAGCAACAGCAUGAGCUUAGAGUUUCAGCUACUGAUGGAGGUUGGAUUGCAAAAACCAGCUAUGUCACUGUCACAGUUCACGUGACUGACAUUAAUGAUAACCCUCCUCUGUUCGAUCCUGAUGAGUAUUUUCCCAUUGUACAGGAGAACGUUCCCAGUGGCACCACUGUGGUCAAAAUGAACGCUACAGACCGUGAUUCGGGGGCUAAUGCAGUCAUGGCCUACGUGAUACAGUCAUCAGACAGCGACCUCUUUGUUAUUGACCCAAACACAGGCAUCAUCACCACACAGGGGUUCUUGGAUUAUGAGGCUAAGCAGGUUUACCAUUUAACAGUAAAGGCCUUCAAUGUCCCAGAUGAGGAGCGCUGCAGCUUUGCCAAUGUCAACAUUCAGCUGAAGGGAGCCAAUGAAUACGUACCUCGCUUUGUCUCCAAACAGUACUACUUUGAAAUCUCUGAAGCUGCUCCAAAAGGCACAGUGGUCGGGGAGGUGUUCGCCAGUGAUCGAGACCAAGGGGAUGAUGGAGUGGUUUACUACCUCAUUUUCGGGAAGAGCAGAAAGAAGGGCUUUGGCAUUAACAAGAAAACAGGCCAGAUUUAUGUCACAGGUACUCUUGACCGUGAAAAGGAGGAAAAAAUCUCAUUGAAGGUGUUGGCCAAGAAUGCAGGAAGCAUCCGAGGGGCGGAUAUCGAUGAGGUGUUUGUGAACAUCACAAUCCUUGACGCCAACGAUCCACCUGUUUUUACUCAAGAACUGUACGAUGUGCAGAUUAGUGAGGGUCUCUCACCUGGCGGCCUGGUUACCUUUUUGAGUGCUGAAGACUCAGACUCUGUCCCAAGUUGGAGCAGAUUCUCUUACUCCAUUUCUCCUGACUUUGAUAAAAAUGUUUUUACUAUCAACCCUCAAACUGGCCAAGUGUCUGUGGCAGCAGAGUUAGACAGAGAAACAACCCCUGUGUAUAAUCUAACAGUUCUAGCUGUGGACACUGGCUCACCCUCGGCUACGGGAAGUGCCACAUUGAUUGUCAACCUGGAAGAUAUUAAUGACAACGGUCCAACUUUGACAUCUGUCAGCGCUGAGGUAAUGGAGAACCAGAGAGCUGGGACAUCAGUUACAACUCUAACAGCCUCUGACCCGGAUCUGCCGCCCAACCAGGGCCCUUUUUCAUAUAGUCUCCUCAGUUCUGGUUCUGCCAACAGCUACUUCAGCCUCAGUCCAACUGGAGUGCUAACAACCAGUAGGGAGAUUGACAGAGAACAAAUUAGUGACUUCUACCUGUCUAUUGUGAUCAAGGACUCUGGUGUGCCUCAGAUGUCCUCCACAGGAACAAUUCACAUCAAGGUAAAUGAUCAGAACGACAACCCAUCAAAGCCGAGGUCCAUGGAAAUAUUUGUUCACUAUUUUGGGAACAUGUUUCCUGGAGGUUCUUUGGGCGUUGUGAAACCCCAGGAUCCUGAUAUUGAAGACAGGUUCCACUGCUCCCUGAUUCCUCCAUCCUCCGGACUGUUUAGUAUCCCGACUGGCACGUGCAACCUCAAUUCCAAGGCUCGCUCAACAGAUGGAACCUUUGAGCUGACCAUUCGUAGCAGCGAUGGUGUCCACGGUUCAGUCAGCAAUACGGCCCGAGUCUUUUUCAUGGGAUACACCAAUGCCACAGUGGAUAACAGUAUACUUAUCCGACUCCACUCCCAGGGAGUCAAGAGCUUCCUUACCAACCACUACCUCAGCUUCGUACGCAUUGCCAACUCACAGCUGGCAGGACUAGGCACAGGGGUCUUGCUCUACGGAGUGUUUGACCUCAACAACCAGACUUUCCUGAUGGCAGCUGUGAAGCGGGGCCACGGACAGUACGUGAACCCCAGUGGCGUGGCCACAUUUUUCCAGAGUAUCAAAGACAUUCUACACAGACAGAGUGGCGUGCAAAUAGAUGCAGUGGACCAUGAUCCUUGCACACGCAACCCGUGCCAGAAUGGAGGCAGCUGCAAAAGGCGUCUCAGUGUCGGGCCUGAUAUGAAGACUGAAGAAAGUGUCCCUGUGAUCCUUGUUUCCAACCACCCCCUGCAGCCCUACGCCUGCAGCUGCAGACCAGGAUACACAGGAGCUCUGUGUGAAACAGACAUUGAUGAGUGCCAGCCUUCGCCCUGCCACAAUGGUGGCACCUGCCACAAUCUGGUGGGGGGUUUCUCUUGCACCUGUCCUGAAGGUUUCACCGGGAUGGCCUGCGAGAGGGAUGUCAAUGAAUGCCUUUCCAACCCCUGCAAGAAUGGGGCGCUCUGCCAGAACUACCCCGGCGGCUUCAACUGCCUCUGCAAAUCCGGCUUUGCAGGCAAAACGUGUGAUUCCAUCAUCAAUCACUGUGAGUGUAACCCAUGUUUUAAUGGUGGGUCCUGUCAGAAUCGGGUGGAUGGAUAUUACUGUCAUUGUCCAUUUGGGGUUUUCGGCAAACACUGUGAACUAAACAGCUACGGUUUUGAGGAGUUGUCCUACAUGGAGUUUCCGUCUCUGGAUCCCAACAAUAACUACAUCUAUAUCAAGUUCGCGACUCUGAAGAGCAACGCGCUGCUUAUGUACAACCACGAUAACCAGACGGGAGACAAAGCGGAGUUCCUGGCUCUGGAGAUCUUUGAGGGACGGAUGCGUUUCUCGUUUAACUUGGGAAGUGGGACUUACAAACUGAUGACCAUGAUAAAAGUUUCAGAUGGGCAGUUCCACACGGUCAUUGCCAGAAGAGCUGGAAUGGCUGCAUCCCUGACUGUGGACCUGUGCGGUGAUGACCAGGAACCGGGCUACUGUGCUGUUAGCAACGUGGCAGUACACACUGACUGGAUCCUGGACGUGCAGCCCAACAGGCUCUCGGUGGGAGGCGUCAGGUCAAUAGAGCCCGUCCUUCAUCGGCGUGGCCAGGUCGCCACCCACGACUUCAUCGGCUGCAUCAUGGAGUUCGCCGUCAACGGCCGCCCGCUGGAGCCCAGUCAGGCGCUGGCAUCGCGUGGCAUCCUUGACAGGUGUCCGAGACUGGAAGGAGCCUGCACCGCCAGCCCCUGCAGACACGGGGGCACCUGCUUGGACCACUGGUCCUGGCAGCAGUGCCAGUGUGUGGACGGCUUCACCGGCAAAUACUGUGAGAAAUACAUCACAGCAGACACGGCCCUCUCCCUGGAUGGCACCGGCCGCCUGGACUACUCCCUGAGGCAGGGCCCGAAAUGGGACGUCCUGCUGAGACAGUCCCUGCAGGGCGUGACCUCUGACCCCGCCAGCGCCAGCAGCCUGGAGGUCAAGUUCAGGACCCGCAGCAAGAGCGGCACUCUGCUGCACGUGCAGGAGAGCAGCAACUACACCACGGUCAAGCUGAAGAACGGCAACAUCCACUACAUCUCGGAUGCGGGCGUUGGGGGGAAGGUGGAGCGGACCGUGGGCGAGGCGGUGCUGUCGGACGGGCAGUGGCACACCCUCCAGCUGGUCAAGAACGGCUCGGCCACCGCGCUCCGGGUCGACGGCGCCCACCCCAAGGUCAUCCAGCACGCGACCCAGGACUUUGGGGGUCUCGGUGUCUUAACCUUGUCCCUGGGAGGGAUCCCGCCCGGACCGGCCCAGCAGAAAACUGCAGCAGGUUUCGAUGGCUGCCUGGCCUAUGUGAAGUACAAUGGAGAGAACCUGCCAUUCACAGGAGAGCACAGCCUCGUCACGCUGACCAAGACCAGCUCUUCAGUCAAGAUCGGCUGCCGGGGCCCCAACCUGUGCGAGAGCAACCCGUGCUGGGAAGGCCUGAUGUGCGUCAACCAGUGGUACACCUACCAGUGUGUCCCACCCGGCGACUGUGCCUCCAAUCCCUGCCAGAACCAUGGAAGCUGCGUGCCCGACCCCCACUCGGGCUUCACCUGCGUCUGCACUGAGUUCUACACAGGCAAGACCUGCGAGACCCUAGUGGCCUGUCUAGGCGUCCAGUGUCCACAAGGGACCAUCUGUAAGACGGCCAACAAUGGUGGUUUUGUCUGCAGCCCAAGCCCCACAGCAGAGGAGAUGGUCCUCCCUAUCUGGGCAGUGCCUGCUAUUGUUGGCAGCUGUGCCACUGUCCUUGCCCUGGUGGUGCUCAGCCUGAUCCUGUGCAACCACUGCAAGGACCGCAACAAGACCAAAGUGCCAAAGGAGCCCAAGGAGAAGAAGCCCAAGGAGAAGAAGAAGAAAAAGAAGAAGGGCAGUGAGAACGUAGCCUUCGAUGACCCAGAUAAUAUCCCACCAUAUGGAGAUGACAUGACGGUACGGAAACAACCAGAGGGGAACCCAAAACCUGACAUCAUAGAGAGGGAAAAUCCUUAUCUGAUCUAUGACGAAACCGACAUCCCGCACAACAAUGAGACCGUCCCCAGUGCUCCUUGCGCCCCCUGCAAUGUACCAGAAGCGGAUAUUGAACACUAUGACAUAGACAAUGCGAGUAGCAUCGCCCCCUCAGAUGCUGACAUCAUCCAGCACUAUAAGCAGUUCCGCAGCCACACGCCAAAGUUCUCCAUCCAGAGACACAGCCCCCUGGGCUUCGCCCGACAGUCCCCCUUACCACUCGGAGCAACGAGUUACACGUACCAGCCUCAAUACACCCAAGCAUUGAGGUCCACCCCUCUCAGCCACUCACACUCAGCCUGCCCCACCCCUAACCCUCUGUCCAGACACAGCCCAGCCCCGUUCACCAAGCCCUCCUCUUUUUAUCGCAACACCCCGACCAGAGAACUUAACCUGGCUCGACGGGAGGGCAGCCCGCUGGACCUGCACAAUGAUGUGUGCCAGCCGCCGCCCAUGUUCAACUACGCCACCCGGCUGGGGAGGCGCAGCAAGAGUCCGCAGACCAUGGCGGGCCACGGCCACACCUCCAGGCCUGGCAGUCGGCUCAAGCAGCCGAUAGAGCAGAUCCCCCUGGAGACGGGGCCUCCAGUUGGGCUCUCUAUUGAGGAAGUGGAGCGGCUGAACACGCCACGCCCACGCAACCCCAGCAUCUGCAGCGCCGACCACGGGCGCUCCAGUUCAGAAGAGGAUUGCCGCAGGCCACUAUCAAGGGUCCGCAACCCGGCCGACGGCAUCCCCGCCCCAGAGUCCUCUUCAGAGAGCGACUCACAUGACUCCUUCACAUGCUCCGAGAUGGAGUAUGACCGGGAGAAGCCUGUAUCUUAUAGCUCCCGGGUUCCCAAGCUCUCGCAAGUCAACGAGUCAGAUGCUGAUGAUGAGGACUUUGGCGGGAGGCUCAAGCAGAGGCGGUACUCGAGCCGGAGGGCAGAAGGAGGGCCUGGCACUGCCCAGUUGCCCCCUACUGACCAGCACUACACCCUGCCCCACAAACUGGGCCAGCAAGCCGGGGGCUUCAACUGGGACAAUCUGUUGAACUGGGGCCCUGGUUUUGGACAUUAUGUAGACGUGUUCAAGGACCUAGCCUUGCUUCCUGAGAACGAGGCAGCAAAAGACAUUGAAAUGAACAGUGGGGAUGGCUCGGUUACCAUUCUAAACGAAGGAGAAGCUGAACAAUAUGUAUGAGACUAUUUAUUACAAUGCUGUACAAUAUGGUGAUGUUCUCCAUAAAAAAGGAAGACUGUAUAUUUCAAGAGGACAUUGGACUAUACUUUUUUUUUUUUUUUUUUUUACUUUAUUCAAAAUUAUAAGACGACUUUCAAUGCAGUAAGGCAGAAAACGGCACCUGUAACAUGACAUGAUUUUGUCAUUAGUCCCCUUGGAAUAGUUAACCAGUCUUUUCCAGUUCCAAACUCAACUGUACAAUCGUGCAUUCAUCUCUCUGAGGCCUCAUUACAAUGUAUCCAUUGACACAGACACACAAAAAAAAGAAAAACCCAUGUCUGAAUUCAAUUUAGUGACUGUAAAGCUCCAUCCACUUUAUCUUAAUCAAACGUUUCUGUUCUUUAUUACCAAUAUUGCCUCCCCUUUACAAAACUUCUGUCACAUUCACAGCUGAAAGAUAAGAUGAUAGAUAGCGCGGAAAAACUCACAGGACGCGAAUUCCAACGGGCCAUACCGCAACAGAAAACCCUGGUCGCUGUCCUUCUAGGGGUCAAUUUCUAAUUUACUUAAAAGGAAGCAUGUGUGUUUGAUCUGACUGCACCUGUAGACGACAGGACACAGCGUACAGUGUGAAAGUGUGUGCACCCUUUUGCUCGCACGGUAAUGGAGACGCCGCCAAUGUUAUGAUCCCAGCUCAAGAGCUACUCUCUCACUCUCUCUCUCUCUCUCUCUCUCUCUCUCUCUCUCUCUGUUUCUCUCUCUCCCUGGCCUGGUGUGUUUUCUCACAGAAGACUGGCUAAACGCUCCAAGAGUGAGGAUUAAUCAAGUCCCCUGCCUUACAGACAUUUGAGGAUUUGAGUAUGGGGGAGGACUUUCCUCUUCUUUUUUUGGCCUAAAUUCAGUAGGGGAGAUGGUUUGGGGGGGGAUAGUAUAUGUCAAAAAACCAAGAUAGCAUUUUCUGACCAGCCAAGAGUUUCGGGCAAAGAUAGCAUAUGAAUCCUAUAAACAUGAUCCCAACUAAAAAAACAAAAAAACAAAAAACAAAUAAAAAAAAAAAAACUAUGAACUU
Molecule: messenger RNA, 16051 nt
Organism: Myripristis murdjan (pinecone soldierfish)
Lineage: Eukaryota; Metazoa; Chordata; Actinopteri; Holocentriformes; Holocentridae
Gene: fat4
Product: FAT atypical cadherin 4
Exons: 17
Coding region: 85-15003 (4972 amino acids)
Biological process (GO): homophilic cell-cell adhesion
Cellular component (GO): plasma membrane
Molecular function (GO): calcium ion binding
Source: RefSeq, a predicted model, not a curated record